AUGACCUUUGAGGAUGUGGCUGUGGAAUUCACCCAGGAGGAGUGGACUUUGCUGGAUCAAACCCACAGAGGGCUGUGCAGAGAUGUGAUGCUGGAGAACUACAACAGUCUGACUGCAAUAGAUUGGGAGAUUUGUCUUAAUACCAAAUGGUCAGCACCUCAGCAGAAUAUUUUGCUGGGGAAAACACCCAAUGUGGUAGAAAUGGAGAGAAGCCAUACUGGAGAAUAAUUGUUUAAUUUUCACCAUUGGGAAGAAGCCUUGAGUGAACACUCCUUUAAGAUUUAUAGUACUCACAUUAGAAAGAAAAUUUAUGAGUGCAACCAGUGUGUAAAAGCAUUCAAAAAGAACUCUGCCCUUAAUCUACACAGUAAGACCGAUAAUGGAGAAAAGCCUCCUAAGUGUAAUCAGUGUGAAACAGUUUUUAGCCAAAAUCCAUAUGUGGUUCACAAGAAAACUUACACUCAAAAGAAACCCUAUAAAUGCACGGACUGUAGGAAAGGCAUGCCUUCUUCCUUACACCUUAGAGAAUGUGUAAGAAUUCAUAGUGGAGAAAGGCCACAUACCCUUAAAGAAUGUAGGAAAGCUUUUUCUCAUUCUACAAGCUUUUUUGUACAUACGCAAAUGAACAAUAGAAAAAAGCUUAAAACAUUGUAAGAAUGUGGGAAAACCUUUAUUUGACCUUGUCUUAUUCAUCAUUUAAGAACUCAUAGUGAACUGAUGCCUAUGGAAUGUAAGAAAUUUGAGAAAGCCAUUCGUUGUUCCCCAAACCUUGCUUAAAUUCUACAACUUCAUAAGAAGCAUUGUGUUUUCAAGGAGUGUAGUAAAGAGUUUACUUGUUUCCCAAAACUGAAUACUCACAUGUGAGUUCACACUGGAGAAAAACCAUAUGAGUGUAGUAAAUAACCUGAAACCUUCACCGAUUCUGCAGGUCCUAUAAAACACUAAAGAAUUCACAGUGGAGAGAAGACUUAGGAAUGUAAGGAAUGUGGAAAAGGCUUUGUUAUCCUUACUGUACAUUUAAGAACUCACACUGGCAAGAAGCCUUAUGUUUGUAAGGAAGUUCGGAAAGCCUUUAGUAACUCAUCUUGCUUUAAAAGUCACAUGCAAACUCUAAAACCCUGUAAUGGUAAGCAGUGUGGGAGAGCCUUUAUUUGAUCCUCAUUUCUUAUUCAACAUUUAGGAACUCACAGUCUAGAAAGACCUUUUGAGGGGCGCCUGGACCUUUUGAAUGUAAGGAAAUAUGGGAAAUCAUUUAGAUAUUCCUCAUACUUUAGUCAACAUAAACAUACUGGAGAGAAGCCAUGUAAAUGUAAAAAAUGUGAGAGAGCCGUCACUAUUUCAUCAGGCCUUAUAGUACAAAUGAGAACUCACACUGGUGGAUGACCUUUUGAAUGUAAGGACUGUGGGAAAGCCUUUACUCAGUCCACAUAUCUUACUCAACAUUUAAGAACUCACAGUGGAGAAAACCCAUACAUAGAUGAGGAAUGUGGGAAACCCUUUACUACGACAUGCCUUACUGAAUGCAUCAGAUAUUCGGAAUAUAACCAUGAUAAUAAUCAAGCACAUGACUUUACUAUUAAGCCACUUACUCUGCAGAUCCGAAAAAUGAACAUGAAAACCCCGGUGGCUGGCACCAGAGACCUUAUUCUGGUACGAUUUUACUAUGAUUUAAUCAUACCAGAAUACGGCUGA
Molecule: messenger RNA, 1692 nt
Organism: Neogale vison (American mink)
Lineage: Eukaryota; Metazoa; Chordata; Mammalia; Carnivora; Mustelidae
Gene: ZNF559
Product: zinc finger protein 559
Biological process (GO): regulation of DNA-templated transcription
Molecular function (GO): RNA polymerase II cis-regulatory region sequence-specific DNA binding; DNA-binding transcription factor activity, RNA polymerase II-specific
Source: RefSeq, a predicted model, not a curated record